This is a messenger RNA of Quercus lobata, 5336 nucleotides long. It is a transcript of the gene INO80, whose product is annotated as DNA helicase INO80-like protein. The record is from RefSeq and is a predicted model, not a curated record. NCBI's taxonomy places the organism in Eukaryota, Viridiplantae, Streptophyta, Magnoliopsida, Fagales, Fagaceae. Bases 359 to 4978 code for a protein of 1539 amino acids. Gene Ontology annotation, cellular component: Ino80 complex. The transcript has 23 exons. Gene Ontology annotation, biological process: DNA repair; chromatin remodeling. Gene Ontology annotation, molecular function: DNA binding; histone binding; ATP binding.
CCGCAGCCAUACUGCCUCUCUUUCCCAAAGACCAACCAAAAAAAAUCCAUUAAAAAAAAAAUAAAACCAAAAAAGUAAUUAAAAAAAAAUUUUAGCAGCGCACGUUAGCAAGAUCCGAUGCGUCCUACGUCGCCUGUGACAGCCAUCCCAAACACGCACACUCUCUCUCCCCCACCUUAUCCUACGCACCCCUCCCAUUCUGUUCCUUUCGUUUUCAGGCAGAGGAGUCCAUUAGGGUUAGGUCUUCUUCUUCUUCUCAUUCUUAUUACAUCACAAUUACUUCUUUUCUUCUUCUUCUCCAUGCUCUUCGAAGAGGAGCUAGGUUUUUUUAAUAUUACAGUAAUAGCCACAGAAACACAUGGAACACAGGAGACAAUCCAAGGACUCGCAUUCCUACUCGAAUCUCUUCAAUCUUGAGUCUUUGGUGAACUUUCAACUUCCACAAGAGGAUGAUGAUUUUGAUUAUUAUGGGAAUAGUAGUCAGGAUGAGAGCAGAGGUAGCCAAGGUGGAGUGAAUUUGAAACACGGUAACGGGGUUAUGCGUGAAAGAGAAUUGGGUUUGUUGAAGAAAAGGAGGCAGGGUGAAAAUAGUGAGGACGAGGAGGAUAGUUAUUACGGGACACGCAUUACAGAGGAGAGAUAUCGAUCAAUGCUUGGAGAACACAUUCAGAAGUACAAGAGGAGGUUCAAGGAUUCCUCAGCAAGUCCUGCAUCAACCAGGAUGGGAAUCUCUGUUCCAAGGAGUAAUAUGGGUUUAAAAGCUAGGAAACUAGGGAAUGAGCAUCGAGGAGCACUACAUGAAGUUGAAUCCACGUCCGACUGGCUCAAUGAUAUUAAUCCUCAAAAACAAGGGAACUAUCAUGAAGCAGAUUUUUCACCGCUAAAUGGCACUGAAAGAACAACCUAUGAACCUGCUUUUGUGGAUAUUGGAGAUGGUAUCACGUAUAAGAUUCCUCCAACUUAUGAUAAGGUGGCGGCAUCACUGAACUUGCCAAGCUUUCCAGAUAUUCAGGUGGAGGAAUUUUUUUUAAAGGGUACAUUGGAUCUGGGGUCCUUGGCAUCAAUGAUGACAAAUAAUAAUAAGUUUGGGCCUAGAAGCCAGGCAGGAAUGGGGGAGCCUCAGCCCCAGUAUGAAUCACUUCAUGCAAGAUUAAAGGCCUUGUCAGCUUCUAAAUCGCCCCAAAAGUUCAACCUCAAAGUUUCUGAUAUGAAUUCCUCCAUUCCAGAGGGGGCAGCUGGAAACAUAAAGCGAUCUAUUUUGUCCGAGGGUGGCGUUUUGCAGGUUUACUAUGUGAAGGUUUUGGAGAAAGGAGACUCAUAUGAGAUCAUUGAACGGGCUCUGCCCAAGAAGCCCAAGGUAAAGAAAGACCCUGCUGUGAUUGAAAGGGAGGAAAUGGAGAAGAUAGGGAAAGUGUGGGCAAACAUUGUAAAGAAAGACCUACCAAAGCAUCACAGGAUUUUUACAGCUUUUCACCGAAAGCAACUAAUUGAUGCCAAGAGGUUCGUAGAGAGCUGUCAAAAAGAGGUGAAAAUGAAGAUGGGCAGAUCGCAUAAACUGAUGAAGGGUGCUGCGAUUCGCACUAGGAAAUUAGCUCGAGACAUGCUGCUGUAUUGGAAGCGAGUAGAUAAAGAGAUGGCAGAAGUAAGGAAAAGAGAGGAGAGAGAAGCUGCUGAAGCUCUGAGGCGCGAACAAGAGCUACGAGAAGCAAAGAGACAACAGCAAAGGCUCAAUUUUCUUAUACAACAAACAGAACUCUACAGUCAUUUUAUGCAAAACAAGUCAAAUGCACAGCCCUCUGAAGUUUUGCCUGUGGGAGAUGAAAAUCUAAAUGACGAAGAAGUAGUUCUGAGCUCUUCAGAUGCUGUACCUGAUGAGGAAGUAGAUCCUGAGGAGGCUGAAUUGAAGAAGGAAGCCUUGAGAGCUGCUCAAGAUGCAGUUUCUAAGCAGAAAAAGUUAACAAGUGCAUUUGAUAAUGAAUGUUUGAGACUGCGACAGGCUUCUGAAUCUGAGACUUAUCCACCUGAGGUUGCAGGAGCUAGUAACAUAGAUUUACAUAACCCCACUACAAUGCCUGUAACAUCAACAGUUCAGACACCGCAGAUGUUUAAAGGUUCCCUUAAAGAAUAUCAGCUAAAAGGCCUUCAGUGGCUAGUUAAUUGUUAUGAGCAGGGUUUAAAUGGCAUACUUGCUGAUGAGAUGGGCCUUGGAAAGACCAUCCAGGCCAUGGCAUUUUUGGCUCAUUUGGCAGAGGAAAAAAAUAUAUGGGGCCCUUUUUUGGUUGUUGCUCCAGCUUCUGUAUUGAAUAACUGGAAUGAUGAAAUUAAUCGUUUCUGCCCUGACUUGAAAACUCUUCCAUAUUGGGGUGGGCUUCAAGAUCGAACUGUACUUAGGAAAAAGAUCAAACCCAAGGACCUGUACCGCAGGGAAGCUGGAUUUCACAUUCUCAUUACCAGCUACCAGCUGUUAGUGUCUGAUGAGAAGUACUUUCGGCGUGUGAAAUGGCAAUACAUGGUGUUAGAUGAAGCCCAGGCAAUCAAAAGUUCGAACAGUAUAAGAUGGAAGACACUGCUUAGCUUCAAUUGUCGGAACCGAUUGCUGCUGACUGGUACACCUAUCCAGAAUAAUAUGGCAGAGUUGUGGGCCCUUUUGCAUUUUAUUAUGCCAACCUUAUUUGACAGCCACGAACAAUUUAAUGAGUGGUUUUCAAAAGGAAUCGAGAACCAUGCAGAGCACGGGGGUACUUUGAAUGAGCACCAGCUUAACAGAUUGCAUUCAAUUCUAAAGCCUUUUAUGCUGCGAAGAGUUAAAACAGAUGUAAUUUCUGAGCUGACCAGGAAAACUGAGGUUACAGUGCAUUGCAAGUUGAGUUCUCGCCAGCAAGCUUUUUAUCAGGCUAUUAAGAACAAGAUAUCUCUUGCCGAGUUGUUUGAGGGCAAUCGUGGGCAUCUUAAUGAGAAGAAAAUACUAAAUUUAAUGAAUAUUGUCAUUCAGCUGAGAAAGGUGUGUAAUCAUCCAGAGUUGUUUGAAAGGAAUGAGGGAAGAACAUACCUCCACUUUGGGGAGAUCCCAAAUUCUCUUCUGCCCCCUCCCUUUGGGGAGUUGGAGGACGUGCACUAUGCAGGAGGUCACAAUCCUAUAACAUACAAGAUACCGAAACUAGUUCAUGAAGAAAUUACCCAUAGUUCGGAAACUCUUUUCACAGCAGUUGGGCGUGGUGUCUGCAGAGAAUCUUUUCACAGACUCUUCAAUAUAUACUCCCCCGAAAAUGUCUAUCGAUCUAUAUUCCUGCGAGAGGAUAAUUCAGAUGGAUUAUCUUUUGAAAGAAGAACUUUUGGUUUUACACGUUUGAUGGAUCUGUCCCCGUCUGAGGUUACAUUUUUGGCUACUAGCUCUUUUAUGGAGCGACUACUGUUUUCUGUAAUGAGAUGGGACCAGCACUUCUUGGAUGGACUCAUAGAAUCACUUAUGGAAACCAUGGAUGAUGACCCCGAAUGCAGUUACCUUGAGAGGGGGAAAGUGAGAGCAGUUGCGCGGAUGUUACUGAUGCCAUCAAGAUCUAAUACAAACUUACUGCGAAGUAAAUAUGCAACGGGGCCUGGAGAUGCUCCAUUUGAGGCUUUAGUUGUCCCUCAUGAGGACAGGUUUCUAUCCAAUAGUAGGCCUCUUCAUUCAGCAUACACAUAUAUCCCGAGAGUUAGAGCUCCACCAGUUGGUGCUCACUGCUCUGAUAGAAACUUUGCCUACAAAAUGUCUGAAGAACUACAUGACCCCUGGAUAAAGAGGAUGUUUAUUGGGUUUGCACGCACAUCUGACUGUAAUGGACCCAGAAAGCCAGUUGGUCCUCCUCAUCAUUUGAUUCAAGAGAUUGAUUCUGAACUACCAGUUUCACAACCUGCUCUUCAGUUGACAUACAAGAUUUUGGGAUCUUCUCCACCAACGAGAAGCUUUGACCCGGCAAAGUUGCUCACUGACUCUGGGAAGCUUCAAACACUUGAUAUAUUGUUGAAACGAUUGCGGGCAGACAAUCACCGUGUUCUCUUGUUUGCCCAAAUGACAAAGAUGCUGAAUAUUCUUGAGGACUACAUGAACUAUAGGAAAUAUAGAUACCUUAGACUCGAUGGAUCCUCCACUAUAACUGAUCGUCGAGAUAUGGUCAGAGAUUUCCAGCAUCGGAAUGAUAUUUUUGUAUUCUUGUUGAGCACAAGAGCUGGUGGACUUGGCAUUAACUUGACAGCGGCUGACACUGUCAUAUUUUAUGAAAGUGAUUGGAAUCCAACUUUGGAUUUACAGGCAAUGGAUAGAGCUCAUCGGUUGGGUCAAACAAAAGAUGUUACUGUUUACCGACUUAUUUGUAAAGAGACAGUUGAAGAGAAGAUUCUUCAAAGAGCAAGUCAGAAGAAUACUGUGCAGCAACUUGUUAUGACGGGUGGUCAUGUUCAGGGUGAUCUAUUGGCCCCUGAGGAUGUUGUAUCCUUACUUCUGGAUGAUGCCCAGCUGGAGCAGAAAUUGAGAGAAAUUCCAUUACAGGUUAAGGAUAGACAAAAGAAAAAACAAUCAACGAAGGGUAUUCGGGUAGAUGCAGAAGGUGACGCAUCUUUGGAAGACCUAACAAAUGCUGGAUCUCAGGGUACAGGACCUGAGCCCUCUCCAGAUCCAGAGAAAGCAAAAUCCAGUAACAAAAAGAGAAGGGCUGCUUCUGACAAACAAGCUCCAUCAAAGCAAAGGAAUCCUCAAAAUGUGACUUCACCAAUGGACUACGAGUUAGAUGACCCCCUUCAAAAUUCUGAUCCACAAGCACAGAAGCCCAAAAGGCCGAAGAGACCAACGAAGAGUGUAAAUGAAAAUCUUCAACCAGCAUUUACCGGCACACCCACGGUAGUUUCAGAACAGACCCAUUAUCUACCUGUGAAUGAGUUAGGAUCUGGUGGUUUCAGAGCAGGGCAAGAUAUCUCACAGCAUACCAACUCGUUCACUUGAUAGUUCAAUGAAAUAUAGAAGACUUGCAUUGAUCAAUCAAGCUGUGGGUACAUCCAAUGGGUGAUUACAAUGUAGCUUUUUUUAACCAGCAAUGAGGGUUUUUUUUCCUGGCCUAUGGCUGCUGCGAGAUGAAAGAAGCAACCGGCAAAGGCAGGUGGAGCCAGAGGAUUGUAUAUACUAUUUGUACGGAUUAGGUUGUAGAUUACUGGCUAUAUACAUAAGAGGGUUGGGGCAUGUAUAGAUGGGUUCUCUCUCUCUCUAAUUAUUUUGGCUGCACAAGCUAUAUAGUCUUGAUGUUGUAGUCAGCCCCAUUUUGAAAUGUUGGUUUAGUGACAGAAAUCUCAUAGCCUUCUCUCUC